AUGGACGAAUUUCACAAGUCAUCCCGGCGCAAAACAAGAGCAGAAAGACAAGAUCUUCACCUAGGGGCUACUUGCAAAAAAUGUAGAGUGUGUCCUAUUGCAGGAAAAUGUUAUAGGUAAGAAAUUUUGAACACAACUGGUAUGCCAUACAUACACUGUACCUGAAAGUGGUCUCUCUUGUUUGAUGUCCACCCAGGCCCUAUAUAAUUUCCUAUAUGACUUAUAUUGUUUGACCACUGUUUGAUCAUAACAUUGUAUGCACUUUGGUACAUGUUAAUAUUGUUUUAAUCUGUGAAACACCGAUAAGACAACUUACACAGAAGGGUACAUUAUGUCUAUAAAAGAGAUUUCCACUGGGUUAUGAGUUUCUCAACAUACAUGCUAUAUAAUAUUACAGUUACCACACUAAUUAAGAUACUUGGCAUCCCAAAAAUCAUGCUUUAUUAUCUACCGUGUAUGUCAGCACUAUUAAGGAUCACAGGACUGGUUUAUCUCACAAAUCAAGAUUUAGAGUAAUUUUUUUGGCUCUAUGAAAAGUAGUCAGAUUACUACAGAAUACAACAAUUUCCCGUGAAGGCCAUGAUGACAGGAAGAGGGUGUUGAGGGGGGUGGAAAGGAUUACUUUCAAAAGUUCCUGACCUGUGUUCCCUGUUUUCUUUUCUCUUCCUUAAAUCUAUGAACUUAGGUUCACUUCCAAGUUAACAGUUAAAAACCAAAUUCUUUUAUCCGAGUGUCCAUGACACCUUGCCUCGGCAGCCUUACCCAUGGCUCCCAUGGCAGUUUAGAAUGCCAUUCUCCUUGACUCGCACUUAAUUUAGAAUGCUUUUCAAUGUAAAUUGUGUGCUUCUUCUUUCCUCAGAUGCGUUGUUUGUUCAGAUUACCAUCUCUGCCAUGAAUGUUUUGCCACAGAUACCCACACCCAGCAUUCCUUUCAGUUUCGACAAGUAAGGCAUUCAUAAUUGUAUCGCCCUGGCACGGAAGGGAAUCCAAGACAGACUUGGAUUCUGGAUUCCGCAUGGCGUGGAUUCCGGAUUCCAGGCACUGGAACUUGGAACUUGGAUUCCGGAUUCCAAUCGUUAGUGGAAUUCCGGACUCCUUGAGCUGUAUUCCGGAUUCCAAGGCCCAGGAUUCCNGGCUCUAUGAAAAGUAGUCAGAUUACUACAGAAUACAACAAUUUCCCGUGAAGGCCAUGAUGACAGGAAGAGGGUGUUGAGGGGGGUGGGAAGGAUUACUUUCAAAAGUUCCUGACCUGUGUUCCCUGUUUUCUUUUCUCUUCCUUAAAUCUAUGAACUUAGGUUCACUUCCAAGUUAACAGUUAAAAACCAAAUUCUUUUAUCCGAGUGUCCAUGACACCUUGCCUCGGCAGCCUUACCCAUGGCUCCCAUGGCAGUUUAGAAUGCCAUUCUCCUUGACUCGCACUUAAUUUAGAAUGCUUUUCAAUGUAAAUUGUGUGCUUCUUCUUUCCUCAGAUGCGUUGUUUGUUCAGAUUACCAUCUCUGCCAUGAAUGUUUUGCCACAGAUACCCACACCCAGCAUUCCUUUCAGUUUCGACAAGUAAGGCAUUCAUAAUUGUAUCGCCCUGGCACGGAAGGGAAUCCAAGACAGACUUGGAUUCUGGAUUCCGCAUGGCGUGGAUUCCGGAUUCCAGGCACUGGAACUUGGAACUUGGAUUCCGGAUUCCAAUCGUUAGUGGAAUUCCGGACUCCUUGAGCUGUAUUCCGGAUUCCAAGGCCCAGGAUUCCACAAGCAAAUUUUCCCAGAUUCUGGAUAACAUAAGCAAAAACUUCUUGGAUUCCGGAAUCUGGAUUCCCUUACAUGAGGCGAAUCACAGACAUUUUUUAAAACCCUUUCACUCAGACUAAAAGCAUCCAACAUAAAAAUUCUCCAAAAAAGUGAAAUUUCUUUUGGUAAAUCCUUAGAAAUAAAUAGUACUUAACAGAGGUUUUGUCAAAGAGGUUUAAUUUGAAUGGUAACACCAUGCGAUUUCGUUCACGUUAGAGUGACAAAUAGCCUCACCGCAACUUGGAAAAGCCUUGAAACGAUUAAUAUUUCGUAACAGAAAGGAUAAAAUAGUUUUUCUCUUCCAUACUGUCCCACUUCAUGAACUGUAUCUGAACGCCUCGAGCAGGAUAUUGCUACCUCGGCUUUUUUAGGAUUUCAAGAGUGUGCUUACAAUCUCACGUCCACUUUCUCGCUGGGGGAGUUUCUCUGAAAAACUCCGUUUCUGUUUAUUCUGAGAACCAAAGAAUACAUUUGCUUUGUUAAAUUUAUCAGCCAUACUGAGUUUUUCGAAUAGGUCACGGUUAUUGAUUGAAUACAUGCAAGUUUUAAAAUGUUAACGAACUGCUGAUUAAUCUUUCUUAUUUGGCAGAAACUAAGUGAGCGCUGGCGGGCAGCACAAAGAAUUACUCCAUUGCCAAAUGCUGUCAUAAACGAUUUACAGAACCGAGACAUAUCUGAUGGCGAUUAUGAACUACUGCUUCAACUUGACAGGUAAAAAUUAAUGUAUUCGUACAUUAGGCUGGAGAAAUGAUUACGACUACUGUUAUAUUAUUCCCCUAAGGAUUCCCAAACGUUCAAAUUUCCAUUCAAAACUUUAAUAUCAAUAAUCAACAGAUAAGAGUAAAUAAAAGUAAAAUCGUCACUCCAGGGCAAAAUUUGACUAUCCAUUCUGUUUCUAAACUUGUCGCUCAACCUUACCCAAGACGCGAUGUGUUUUGUGAACAUACAUGCCGUACGUUGCGGGGAAAUUUUUACUCCAAGCCCAAGCACUGUGUAAUAGAAACUUGUCCCUGACUCGAGGCUCCUUUAAACAGCCUACAUUUCGUAACACAACCACUGGUUUUCCCGCGAAAUGACGGCUGAAAUCAGAAAUGACGUCAUUUCGUGGAAAAAGUAUUGGUGGCGUCGCGAAAUGUCGCGGGUUGUUUUCUCAGGCUUGAGCACUAUGUGCUUAAUUUUAAGCGUUAUGGUUAAUUGAGUAAACGAGAGUUAAUGUUCCUCGUUCGUUCACUUGAUGUGUAAUUCUCAUUCCAUGCUGGUAUACUCUUCCUCCAACCACAGACAAGUAACUGACCAGCAAGGACUUCCUGCCAAUAUAAUCUUCAAUCUACCAACUCAAGUGUUGCAAGACAGACACAGACUUGUUACAGAUGGCAGCACCUGCGGUGUGUGUUUACAAGGAUUCCAGGCCAGACAGUGCAUAAGAACUCUUCCGUGCCAGCAUCCCUUCCACAUUAGCUGUAUAGAUAAUUGGCUCACAAACCAUUCUCAGUGCCCUGUAGAAGGCUCUUACGUUGGUUCAGUAAUCACUGCCACAGCGACCAAUGGAAGGUCCAGAGAUGUCUCUGGUAUUGGACAUCUCACUUCUGGAGUAAUCGGCAGUCAUGGCUUAGGCGGGGCUGGUAAUAAAAAGUCUGGGCAGAGAUUAAAGGCCCUCACUGAUAAAAACGAUUCAGCGAAAAGUUUACCAAGUAGUUUUACGCUCAGCGGGUCAGGACUGUUGGCAACAAAUAGCAAUAAGACAAGGUGAGUCCGGCUGCUUUUUCCAAAAUCAAAGAUUCAAGUGUUCGCUUUCUUAACGUCAUAACAAGAGGAGGAAAUGGAGGACUUGUCGGCCCGAGAAUGCCGGUAGAUUUGUUACAGACAUAUCCUAAAUGUACAUAUCUGUAUUGAACUCUGUUGUGGAUGGGCCCUGUUAGUGUAGUUACCUGUAUAAUUCGUGUUUGGGGUGCAUUAAAAGCUUCAGCUUCGGUCAAGCAGAAGUAUGGGAAAGAAAAUUGGUGUCAUUGUGGCUUGGAACCUCUACAGACUCUUGUUACCACGGUACAACAAAGUACCAGACUACCAAAAGUGCUUUGACACAUACGACAGCUCGCGUGUUCAUCAAAUAAAAAUGCGUCAGGGUAGAGGGCGGUGACAUUCUAGGGCAGUCUAAUUCAAAAAAUCUAAUUUUGGAAAAUCUAUUUUUACUCCAGAUCAAGUGGAGCUGGAAUCAACACCCUUGAUCAUUCGCGCCAUAUUCAUGUAUCAACCGUCGAACCCCCGCAGCUUGAUCAACCUACAAGUUCUCGUCACACCUCUUCGGUCACACAGUUUGCCAGAUUGUCAUCCGCGGGUCGGAACGGGUCUGGGUCCCGCUUGCCAGAAUCCACGAGUGGAAUUAAGGGAUUUACCAGACAUAAUUUAACGUUUAGUCCUGUCAGCGCCAAGCCACCAAUGCCGUCGCAAACUUUGAAUAAUAACAGAAGUUCCAGCAGUGAAGUCAGACGGCCAAGGACUAAACUACACAGGUCACAACGAAGCAAUGUAAGUACGCAAAGUAUUUGAAAUUGCGGGUCACUUAUAUCCUGCGGGCAGAGGACAGUGCUGUACAUCUAGGCUAGUUUUAUAGUUAAUAAUGUUUAUCUAGGCUAGUUACUUUCGGAUUGUGUAUAGUAUUGUUAUUUUUGAAUUAGUUUUUAUUUCAGUUUCCCAGUUAGUAGAGGGGUUUUUUUGUCUUCAAGCGGGCAAGAUAUAGCGAGUCGUUUGUCCUGAUUGGCUAUCCGAGCUUCGAGGUGGGCCUAUUUUGCCCGCAGCGAAUGCUUCCUUUACCAGAAAGAAAAGAAUUCUGGUGUAGAACGAACGUAGGUUCUUGAUGUUUCCUCUGUUUGUGCAGUCUACAAGUGUCAAUAACAAAUUCUGUCAUUCUUUCAGUCUGUUGGAGAACUUAGUUUGUUAGCAUCGGGUACAGCUGUGCAGCUUGGAUCGCAGACGCCGCCCUUGAGCACGGACAAGAGACAGCGAGGACAGCUUGUCAAGGGUAGUUUCACAGCCAAGAAUUCGAGACACUCUCUGUCUGAUCCCGGACUCGCAGUCACACUAGAACCUGUGAUCGCGUCAGGAAUUUCCGUGCAUCUUCCCCCUGUGGACAUAGAUUGAAUAUCUCAUUGAAUUUUCUGGUAGUUCCUUGGUGUUGCGCUUGUGAGACAGCAAAGAAAGGAGACCUUUUAAUUCUAAGACGAGAACGCCGGACUACGAGGAUGAGAUUUUCUCUAUCAGUGGUGGGCGUGUGAAUCAAAAACGUGGAAGCCGUCGUCAUUUUCCUACGGGUUUCAGAAGGAUCUCGCAGUGGCAAAAACAAGUUCUCAAAAGUUGGAAGUUUCACCAUUUUGCGAUCGGGAGAGGGCUUAACCUCCUUUAAUAAAAAUAACCGUGCUGACUUUUCUGGUGAAAAAAGUACAAUGAAGCUUUCCGGGGUGUCUAUUUUUGGAGAAUACACGAAAAAAUUAAAGUUAAAUCUCGUUUCACAGGCGUCCGCGUCAUCGAAUCUAAAGAUCUCUAAUUUCCACACCACCACGAAAUUAGCCUGCGUAACAGGUGCUAGGAAAUAGAUGGGCGCGAAAAAAAACGCGCGAGAGAGGAGACACGCGUGUCUCCUCGCGCGCGCGUUUUGUCUCGCGCCCAUUUAUUUCCUAGCGCCUGCUACGCAGGCUACCACAACAUAGGUCAACGACAAAAGUUAGCACCACAAGGACACGACUCAGUCGAUUCAAAGGUGUAAAACUUUUGUUAUAGGCAGGAAAUAAUAAAUGGAAUCAGGAGCCGUAUGGCUCUUGAUGGAAUGAAUUGUGUAGAGAGAAGAACUCAGAAAAAUUUCUUAGCUCCAGGUGGCAAUUGAACCCUCGUCCGUUUCCUNAGACACGCGUGUCUCCUCGCGCGCGCGUUUUGUCUCGCGCCCAUUUAUUUCCUAGCGCCUGCUACGCAGGCUACCACAACAUAGGUCAACGACAAAAGUUAGCACCACAAGGACACGACUCAGUCGAUUCAAAGGUGUAAAACUUUUGUUA
Molecule: messenger RNA, 5828 nt
Organism: Porites evermanni
Lineage: Eukaryota; Metazoa; Cnidaria; Anthozoa; Scleractinia; Poritidae
Source: the annotation of a GenBank genome assembly